AGAAACUGGGGUCACUCCGGAGGGAGGCACACAGAAGACGGAACAAUGACGGGCGGCAUCGCGGGGGUCGAGAGGUUCGACAGUCCGGGAAAAGGACGAGGACUCCGCGUUACUAAAGCCUUCAAAGUGGGGGAGCUGCUGUUCUCCAGCCCGGCGUACUCCUAUGUGUUAUCAAUGAAAGAGAGAGGCAGUAACUGUGAAUGCUGCUUCACGAGGUAAGUCUCUGCUAUAUGUGCGUUUACAGUGUAUUUCUGUGUCUCUUUAAACUGCUCGUGAUAUUUGAGUUAAAUGCCAACAUGCCGUCUAACUCAUGUAACCCUCAGUUUUCUGCAAACCACCGUACCCACACACUGCACCACGUGGGAACUUUGCCAAAUGUGUCACUCCUUAAAAUCUAUUUUGGUGAUGCAGCUCAUCUGUCCAUAUGAAAGUUCAUGCAUAUCAUAUUCCCCAUGGCCGAAUACCUUUAGUGGCCCCCCUUAUGAACGCUGAACACGAGAGAUAAAUGUCGGCUGAGUAGCAUCAUAUUAACACAAUACAUUGGCUUUCAACUGUGGCUGCUGUUUUGAUCGAUGCAUGGAUCAUAAAUUACUCACAUAUGGUUAUCUAUUUUCCACACACACGCCACCUUUCCACAGGUUGAUGGAGUCAACAUAUUGAAUAAGCAAAUUCUUAUUUGGCUUGUUAGUAUGUAGUAGUUAGUAUUAAGCUAGUUAUUUCAGAUGUUUUUCAUAAUAAUCAUGAUGUUAUCAAUCGUUCUUACAAUCAAUAUCUUUAUAUCUGUCCUACGCCACAGGUGGAUGUGGAUGUACUGCUGCCUGUACACACACAAUCUAUGUUUUGAGAAAUGGCUGUACAUUAUUGUCAUGCUUUACAUUACGAAAGAAGAACUUGACCUUAUUGAAUUAUCUCACAUUCUUUUUAUAUGCAGUAUAGAUGAUUAACAUUAAAGCUACCAUGGUUUGUCCUUUUUUGAUAUGCGUAAAUGAUGUGGGAAUAAUGGGAGGGGCUGUUUCAGUGAUCAUUCAAUGUAGAGUUGAGUGUAGACACUUGUACUUCACAUCAGGCAGUGAGUUCAAGUGUCCAAACAUUUUACAGCAGGACUUUUGGACCAUACUUUACCAUUUCAGAGUGGUAAAAGACAGCUGGUGCGUCAUAAGGUCAGCUCUAUUAAUACGACAGAACGUUUUAAAGCCCUUCAUUGCUAUCAGUUACGACUGGCCACCAGCAACUGCUACUUCUUGUCUCAGAGAAAUAAAGCAGGAUGUUUCAGUGUCCAACACUCAUGAGUGACGUGGUUGUGUCUGCGGGAAAUACAAGAAUGUGUAAAGAUGUAGUGGCUUUUUCAUCCAGUGUUGUUUGUUAUCCAUAAACAACUAAGUUUUUUUUUUUUUUUUUUAAAGGAAGGAGGGCUUGGCAAGAUGUGGAAAGUGCAGGAAAGCCUGCUACUGCAAUGUGAAAUGUCAGGUAGGAAACACACCAGGACAGUGCGGAUGACUCAGUAAUAUCACCGUUGUCUGAGUAUGUCACAUGUCACUCUAUGGCACUAAUCAGAGCUGAUCAAAUAAUAAUAAUCGUCGCCAUAAUGUAAUUUUUUGUGUGUCUUGUUUUUAUAAUUUUUGUUCACAAGAAAAAGAUUCUCAAAUAACCCUGCUGUGCAACAAAGACCAGCCUGUACUGUUGAGCAGAUAGGGUGGAACAGCAGUGUGUGUGUGUGCAUGAGUGUUUGUGUAUGUAACAAUUCUGCUGUUGUUACUAUGCCAUUUUAGAUUUCAUUAACUAAAAAAAAAAAAAAAAAGUUUCUAUGUGUAAGAGUUGCAAGAUAAAAAAAAGGCUUGUGUUUACAUUUUCUGCUACACAAAUUCAAACAGAGUAAUUCUUUGGAUGUUUGAAUGAAAGUAAAGGUUAAUGGUUGGCCAAGAGGUCAAAGCGCCUGUCUCAUGUACAGAGGCUGUAGUCCUCGUCACAGCAGUCGCUUUAAGAGUAUUCAGCUGAUUCUGGGUAUGUGAAUCUAACAUGUAUAUUUAGCCAUUCAUAGGCUGGUUUGUAACCUCUGUUUUGGGUUAUAUAGUAAACGAAGGAAUGAAAAUAUCUGGUUGGUGCUUACAUGGACAGCUAACAAAAGAGGAUAUGGAAUAUGGCAAUUUCUAGUGGCUUUUUAAUAAAUUUAAAAGUCAGUGGCAAGACAUAGACAUUUGUGAUUUUUUUUUUCUGCUUGUUUGACUUCAAGAUAAUUAGAAAAUUCCAAUCUGAUGUGAUUAAUAACAGCCAUUAAGUCAGACCUUUUUAAGAAAGCUACGACUGCUAUGGAAGCUGUUCAAACUGUGAGAGUGAGAAAUAUAGACAUUUUUGAUUCAACAAAAUCAUUAAAUCAUCAUUGUAGUUAAAUUUUCGGUCAAAUAAAGUUCUUGAUUAUCCAGCAGGCAGUCCUCUAAUCAGUGGGGAGUGCAUACAUAACUUAUGAUGGUAAGGUAUGUAAACAAUAAGAUGUAAAAUGCAUGGUGUCACUUUCUGAUACCAUAAUUUUUAUGGUGAUGAGUUUCAACAUAGAGGGCGACCCCACAGUCACUUGUCUUUUUGUGUGGUGUUUUUAACUUAUAUUUUAGGGCUUUUGUUCCUUUAUUUAUAGUGUAUAGGGAAGUAGAUAGAGCUGAAACCCUGGAGAGAGUGAAGAGUGACAUGCCAAAAAUAGGGUCACAGGCUGUAAUUGAUCCCAGGAAUCCUGUUUAAGGGCCUUUGUGCGUGGGGUGAGUGACUUAACCACCCCGUAGUCACUAGUUUGCAUGUGUAGUGUUAAAUGAGUGGGGGUAACAUCAGGUUAACACUAUGUUGAGCCAUAUUUCAUAAUGCUUCAGCUGUUGUUGUGAUGGAAACCAAGUGUUAACAUAUGAGUGGGCUGUAGACUUAAGGGUUUGUCUUUUGUAAUGUGCUUAUCAAAAUGUUUGUGUGUUUUUGUGUAGAAAGCAGACUGGGCCAUGCACAAGCUGGAGUGCUCUGCAAUGACUGCAUUUGGAGAAAACUGGUGCCCAUCAGAGAUGGCCCGCCUUGUGGCUCGGAUCCUUGCCAAGAAGGUUGGACACAUUGUUCUUCUGAAGUGCUGUCUGGUACAUACUGUGCAGUUCAUUAGUGUUGUGGUACUUGAGUCUAGGACCCAGACUCAAUUUCAACUGGAGGCCCGAUUGUCAGAACUCUCCAUAGUCAGACUAUUUACAGAGACUGGUUUUUGUUAGAUUUUAUAUAAGUCUCUGAUAAUUGACUCAGUUUCCAGCAGCUUUGAGGUUUUAAAGUAGUCGCAAGCAAGAGCAGAGAAACAUGUUUGAUAUGUGAGAGAACCAUCCAGGAGAAGAGAGGAACAAGCUUAAAUUUCCACAGAUGAUCUGUCCAGGAUACACCCAAAAAAGUAGAGAUACUGAAGUUACUUUAACUAUCGACUACAUCAUUGACAGCAAGCUAAUGGUAAGGCCAACAUCUAAAAUGAACAACAAACCUCAACCACUUAAUGCAAGAUGUUUAGUCAGCUACAGUUCUUUUUAUCAGUGAUUGCAGGUAUUUCUGAGUUGAUUAGAUACUUGCAGUGAUUUGACUCCAGCAUAGCCAAUAAGUGUGUCACCCUCUACAAAGAAAUGCAGUGCACAUGUAUGCAUAACACGCAGGACUGUAGCUUCAAUUCAGAUUCUUUUCUGGUGGUUAAAAUCAAGGUUUAAAUAUCUUAAUUGUGGCUGUUUUUAUCUACAGAAAACACAGAAAGAAAGGAGUGCUUCAGAGAAGAUCCUACUCAUAGAAGAUAUACAAUCCCGUAAGCAUUUCACACACACAUACACUUAGGUUUAUUUUUCACAUUUUGAUCUCUGUGGUUGGGAACUAAUCUGCUAAACUUCUGUGGAUUUGGUCUGUCCAGAUUCAGGACAAGUGUCCAGUGAUAUCCCUCUUUGAAAACUACAACCUAGUGAGAUUAGACUGAGAGAAACAUUCCAGGCCGCAUCUAUAAAUAUCCUAUAGAUAUAGGUCAAACAGCCACCAGACAACAAAACAAGUGUCAUGACUAGAAGUAGAAGCAUAAGCACUUUAGUCUAACAUACACAGCACUGACUGCAUGAGUGCCUGUUAGUCAAAUAGUGUUAGAUGUAGUAAACUGAUAGUUAAAGCUCCAGUGAGGAGUUUUUCUGCUGGCCAUGAAGUAGAAAUUAACAGCAAUGCCGAAUUAAACCACACCGACAAGCCUACGAAUUUCUCUGAUGUAGUUUUUAAUGCCUGUAACUAUGACAACAGGGUAUAUGUCAGACUGGGUAAUUCACAGCACAGUAGGGAAAAGAAGCUUUUUUUCACAGCAAAUUUUCAGGUUGAAAAAUGCGCUUGAACAGCAAAAAGCAGAAAGGGAUUUUUUUUUUUUUUGUCAGAAAAUACUGUUUAUGUAUACACAAGGAAAGAAUUACAGGGAGAUGAGAGGUAUCAUUUUUGUUUGCAAGGGGCACCAAAAUCAACCCAAAGGUUCUCAAAGGAACCUCAAUGUUUAGCUCAAGUAUUUUGACAACCUUGUAAUUUACAUGAAAAUGUAUGAUUGGGUUUGUUGUCUUCGUAUAAUCCACAGUUUUAGCAGAAUCAAGCACUAGUGUGUAAGAUAAGAUAAGAAGAACUUUAUUAACCCCAGAAAGGAAAUUCAAUAAGUCAAAGAAACAAGUAAAACUUUUAUUGCAGCUGUGGACAAACAUUGAAUGGCCUCUAGUCAGUCUUUUUGAAGCAUUACAUCUGAAAAUUUGCUGAGAUUUUAAAUAAGAGGUUUGGCAUCACAAUAAAUGGGCUCCCCACGUUCCUGUUUCCAAUUUCUUCCUCAUAAUGAAGCUAGUAGCCGCAGAUUACAUCAUCCACUGCAAACGCAACUCGCCCACAUCGCCAAACAAACUGCUAGCAGAAGAUUUGCAUUACUGUGGAGCAUUGAUAAUGCAGUAAACAGCUGAAAGCAAGUUGUGAGAUUUUGGCAAUCAAUUUGGUUAUGUGAAGUUUUCCUUGUAUUGUAUUUUUUUUCUUUUCCGGAUGUACCUCUGAAUCCUCUUACAAACUUGAGCCUCUGUCAGAAAACAUGGACAAAACGUACUCACGAAAGCACCAGCAAAAUGGCUUAAUUUGAAUAGCUAGUAUUUUAUCCCUUUAAUGCUUUUUGCAUCAUGUUUGAUACAUACUUGUAUGAUAAUUCUAUUAAUCAAUAUGAUCAACAAAUGACUACAAAAACUUGAAUACAGUUCGAUAAAUGAUAAAAAAAAAAAAAACUCUUGAGGUUUAUCAGUUUCCAAAAACAUCUAAUGUAUCAAAUGAGAUUAACAAAUAUAUUUGUUAAAUUUUAAGGACAUUCUAAUGUUUUGUUUUUCAAUAGUGAGUGAAAUAAACAUUUCAGUUACAAAAAAAAAUUGAAUUUUCUGGCCAUAAUUUGUGGUUUCAGGCAUUAUAGGGUUAAAGUUCAAACAUGUAUGUGGUGAUGUAAGCUGCUAGAAACAAUCUUUAUUUGUGUUUACAUUUGAUAUUUUAUCUGAACUUAAGCCUCCCUUUGAAACUCGGAGUCAGUGGAUGUGUCUGGUUUACAAGACUGAAUAGGCUCUAGUGUUACAGGUCAGAAAUACACUCACACACAGACACACGCAGACACACGCAGACACACACACAUUCAUUGCCAGGCCAAUCAUAUCAUAUGUGUGACAAGGCAAAAGUGCUUUCCUGUCUUAGCACAGUGAGAAUGACAAAUGAGGGAAAGCUGUUAUCCUCGUCUAUUUACAGGUGUUAGUGAUAAGCAGACCAGAGCUGAUGAAAACACUCUCACAUUUCCUGUAACAAUGUCCAUACACACAAUGCCAGAAGACGGGGGAUGAGAAAUGGUGUACACCCCCAGAUUUGCACAGAGGUAGCUUGAGAUAGCAAGAAUAGAGGGCAUGUACGUUGCUUCAUGGCCUCAUUUGGACCAAACCAGUACAAUAAAUGCACAUCAGAAUAAUAUACUCUGCUGCAAUGCUGUCUUGGUUUUUUUAGUUUUAGCCAGACCAAAGUGUUUACCAGAUUUUAUAUUAUGUUCUAAAAAGACUACAGACCUCAGAGACCUUAAAAGAAAUCUAAGGAUAAGGAUUCAUUCAAAGUGUGUUCUCCUUUCCCUGGGCAGAUGAAGAGGAUGUUGACAAUGAAAAGAGAGAGAUGACUGAAUUAGAUGUGGCUGGACUUCAUCGCUAUUUUUCCAAACAUUUGGACUUGCCUGACCAUAAAGACCUGCUCACAGUCUUUUCUCAGGUAACAUGCAGACACACAUAUAAAAGACUGGAGAUUAAGUUAGAUUCUCACUUUGCUGUCUGAGUCGUGUCAGGUUGGGCAUAAAUCAUGUGGCCCACACAAUCGGCUUGUCAAACAUAAAAAAAUGUAGCAAAGUAAACAAACUUGAUUGUUAAGAUGUUGUAUUGUGUCCUUUCUCCAACAGGUUGCUUGCAAUGGUUUCACUAUAGAGGACGAUGAACUGUCCCACAUGGGAACUGCAAUCUACCCAGAGUAAGAAUAAACUCUCUCAUGUUGUUGUCCUUGGAUAUUUUUUUCAAACUGUAUUGAUAUUAGGUUUUUGAUUGCUGGUAUUUGUAGAGUGGAUUAGAGUAGACAGAAAUUUAUUGAUCCUUUUGGGAAAUUAAAGGGCUAUGCAACAUUAAUCCGAUUAUCAUUUAAAAAAAAAAUCGACUUUUUCUCCAACUGCUGGUAAUUCACUGACUCAGACCCCCUCCCCCAACUUUCGCUCUUAAGUUCUUAAACUGGCUGUGAAAGGGUGAAUUGACUCCUCAGCUCAUUUUUGAGCUAUUCCCAGCUGGCCACCCAGGUAAUAGAGAGGUCACUGAUAUAUUUCAGAAGCAACAAGACCCCCUGUAAGAGCAGCUGUAGCAUGGUGCCAGUACCACUCAGAAAUAAAGGGUCACUCAUAUGCCAUGGCUGUUUUUGCAUUCGUCUUAUUGUUUCAACAUAAUGCGUCCUAAUGAAAAAAACAUCUACAUCAUCUUUUUUUCUUCUUCUUUCCUUUCCUGUCUCUGUAGUGUGGCGCUAAUAAACCACAGCUGUCUUCCCAGCGUCAUAGUCACUUAUAACGGGACGUCGGCUGAGAUUCGUGCUGUAAAGGACAUGAAGCCUGGAGAUGAAGUGAGAAAAGGGGACAGCUGUAGUUAUAAGGGAUUGGGUCUUAUUCUGUUUUUUUUUUUUCAGUGUGUCUGUGAUACGAUGAGGGUAGGGGAUAUGAAAUAUUUGUCUGUGUCUUUGAAAACAACUCAAUUAUGCUGCACUGAAAGAAACAAGAUCCCCCCGUUUACUCACGAGAACAUCUAAUUACUUUCUCUCAUCAGUACUAAAGAAUUGAUUUUCUUUAAAUAAGUUAUAACCCCAGAAAAAUAAGAAUUCUGCACCCUUAAAGUAGAGUGUGGGUCAUAGAGCAGCAUUUAGCAGAUCAGACUUGGCAGAAAUAGAAUUUUAAAAUCCAUUAGUUUAAAUUAGUGUAUGAUCACUGUAACACAAAACUUGUUUUGUUUUAUGAUGUUUUAUGAUUUCUUUAGCAAAGAGACUAAACACAACUCACCAACUCUCCUCCAGCAGCUGUCUGUUUCUGGGGGAGCCCUGAUGAGUCGAUCACCGAGUGCAGCGGAGUUCCGCAGCUCAAGGAAGAACAUUUAUGAUUAAUACUUCAUGAAAAUACAAUCAGACCGGGACGCUAAUGCAGAAGAACUACUGCGUCUGCAGUGCAAAAUGGUUAAUAUGAUGAUUAUUACUUAAAGGAAACGAUCUGCUGCACUCUGUGAUCAACUCAUCAGGGCUCCCCCACAAACAAGCAGCUGCUGGAGGAGAGUAGGUGAGUUGUGUUUGGUCUUUUUGCUAAAGGAAUCGGGCAAAGCUAAAAAGAUGUUUGAUAGCUCGUGCUAUGGCUGGGACCCUAUAUGUACUGUCGAUGAAGUUAGGUGCUGUUCUGAGCAUUAUUUGUGGCUAUAGAGUGGCUUUUUGGUUUAGGUUUGGGUGUGGAGAUGUAGACCGCUGUGUAUUGCUAUCGUGCGGUCAUUACUAAAGUUGGUAUAACUAGAGAAGCAAGGAGUCAGCAACAUUCAUCUCUCAAGGGGGUGUCUAAUCCAGUGUUAUGGUGUGUUUGACCAUAACCUAAUUUGAUGCUGGAAUAUUCCUUUGAUAAGCAAACCAGUAACAUACCUAUUUUUCUAGUAAGUGAGUGGGUGUAUCGAAUAUAGCAGUUGUAACAUCGGGAAGAAGAAGACAGUGGUUGCAUGGAGCAAAAGAUGCUGUAUUGAUUCAAGUUUUUGAUGUUAAAAAUUUGAUAAUAUCAUACCAUCAUGCAUCACAAGAGCCUUUGUUCCUCAAAAGCCACCAUGGUUUCAUCACCAGAAUGGGUGAGCAUGACCUUUCACCCUAAAAUCUGACCACUAGAGAGCUCUUCAUAUUCCCAAUUCCAAAUACUGUGCCUUUAUACUGAGAACAAUAGUUUAAAUUUUUUUAUUAUUAUUUAUUAUUAUUUUUAUUUUUUAAAGUCUGGGACAAAUUUUGCACUAUAACUGUCACAACAUUUUCCACUUAUACAGGCUGAAAAAGAAUUUAUGCUUUGUAUCAUUUUAAUAACGUAUGACUUAGGGUGCCUCAAAUAAAGUGACUGCACUGCACAAGGUUAUUGAUUAUAUGUUCCUAUAACACAUUUUUAAGAACUUAUAGGCAGUGCUUUGUUGCUGUAAGUAAAGUGUCAGACAAAAAAUCACUUUAAGAAUAUUUUUAUAUUCACAAAAAUUAUUUUCUGCAUUACUGUAUAAAACAUUAUCAACUUGUCAUUCUCACUGCUUAUAAUACUUCAUAAACAUUACUAUAAGCUGUAUACUAUAAGCAGUUUACUUUUCUGGUCAGUGUGUCCAGACUGCUGUCUAAGAAGAGUGUGUGCGUGGUGAGAGGGGGGAAGGGGCAUCAACAGCUGAUUUUAGAGGCUGGUGUGUCUAUUUUCAGACUGGGAUUUUGACCUGGACACUAGGGGCUUCAGACAGAACGAAGUGUCAGGGAUCAAGAGUGAGCAUUAGUCAGGGUUCUCAUGUAACGUGUGUUUGGGUGUUUCCUCCACCUGCAGGUGCUCAUCAGCUACAUCGACCUCCUCUACCCAACAGAUGACCGUAACAACCGGCUAAGAGAGUCUUAUUACUUCACCUGUGAAUGCCAGGAAUGUAAGAGCAAGUCCAAGGUAAGAGGAUGAGUAAAACAUGUGUUCUUUCACUGGAAUUCACAGUGUGUUUGUCAGACAGCUGCGAUUCAGAAGCACUUCCUGCUCUAGCGGACUCUCAUGCUCUUUGACUUGUCUCAUCACAGGACAAGGUAAAACUCAAAGUAAGAAAGCAGAGUGACCCCAUUGAGCAAGAUGUCAUCAACAACAUGGUGCGCUACGCCAGGAAAACCAUCAGAGAGUUUCGGGCCCUCAAGACGGUAAAAAAUAUCCUUUCACUGUUUUAACAACAACCCUGGAGGAAACGCCAACAAGAAACUAGGUAUCAGCUAGAUUUUGGAGUUGAUUACUAGGCAUAGACAGCUUCUUGCUUAUUUUACUGACCUUGCUUUAACCUUGAGCCUUGAAAAAUAAACUGAUUGUUUCAGAUAAUUUGAGCAUGGAUGACGGGGGUUCAAAAGUUCAAAAGUUAAAGAUGUCAGAUGACAGCUCAGUAGCUGUUCCUCACUAGUAGAGGUUUUACAGCCCUCCGACUUGGCCACACUAGAUUGGCUUUUUGCCUUGUUGGAGGUGGGACUUGAGCUAAAAGUGACAGUUUUGACUAAUUGUAGCCCUUUUUGCAUUUAAAUAUGGUACAUGUUUUGUCAGAACUUCAAGUUGUUAUUUUGGGUGUGAUAUUUCUAUAGAGGAGUAAAACAAAUCGAUAAAACUUUACUACUACAGCCUGCACAAACAUGACCAAGCAGGGCCCCCCCUUAAUAAAAUGUCUUGUCAAGCCCCUGUGUCCAUUCUUUAUAAGAUCCGAUCAAAUAACUAGAGGUCCACUGAUGUCUCAGUAAAACUUCAGCUUAUGUUGAUGCAGCCUUGACUCUCAAGCACCCCCCAGUGAGCUGCUAGAGAUGUGUGAGCAGAGCCUGGAGGAGAUGGGAGCCAUCUUUGAUGACUCUAACGUCUACAUGCUCCACAUGAUGUACCAGGCCAUGGGGGUUUGCCUCUACAUGCAGGAUCCAGACAGAGCAAUCGCAUACGGAGAGAAGAUCAUCAAAUUUUACAAGUAUGUCUUCGUUCAAACACUCACGUAGGCUUUCAAUAUUACAGUAUUGGAUCAACUUGUUGGGAUUUAAGUAAUUUUUGGCGUGAAGGUUGUUCGCCCAUGACACUUAAGUAUAGUAGAGUGAUCUCUUCACUUUUGUUAACACUUGCUUGUAAGUUUUACAUAUUUACCUAUUUGCUUUCAAUCCUUAAAAUGACCAUAGUGAACUAACAUUAGAAGAAGAUUGGACAAGGGGAAUUUUAAUAACCUUGAUACCUUCAUCAACAAACUACUUCUCUCUUUUGAAGGAGUAGUUUACAUGUUCUGACCAUGAAUGAUACAUUUGAUUUCUCUCUGACGCAGCAAGCUGUACCCACCCUACUCUUUGAAUGUGUCCUCCUUGUACCUGAAACUGGGCAGACUGUACAUGUUGAUGGACAGGCACUCAGUGGGCAUCAGCGCUCUGAAAAAGGUAACAUGACACGCCAAGUCUUAACAUCAGCAUUAAAUCAUUAUAUAUAGAAAAUGCAGAGCACUAGGAGCUUAAUUAAUGACAAAACAUGCUCUACUAAUGAAAUGCUGUGACAAAAAAAACAGUCCCUAAAAGUGAUCUGCAUUGGUAUUGAUACUCACUUAUUUAGCAGUACUUAUCUGCAUAUUUACUUAACCACAGACAUUUCAACAUUACAAACAAUUAUGCCUUAACACAAGCAGCUAAUUAAUAAGUGUAAUACAACACUGUUUAUUUAGAAAGUUGAAUGGAAACCUGUCUAUUAAAGGAAAAGGCAAGGAAAGUGUAAGCUGACGCACUCCCAAUAAUCAAUAAACCUCAGUAGUUCGACCACUUUGUCAAUGCAGAUUUUAGAUCUUUCUUUAAAUGGUUUUUGUUUUUUAUUGUUAUAUUAGUAAACCACGUUUUUUUUUAGCUUUUUGUUUGUUUUGUUACUCUUUUAUUUUGAAAAUCCUGCACAUGCCUGGUGUAAAACGCUAAAAACGGGUGUUUCUUUGUGUUUGCACAGGCAAUGGCUAUUAUGGAGGUGGCUCAUGGGAAGGAUCACUUCUACCUGAAAGAGCUGCGCAAAGAGAUGGCACAAAAAUAAUGAAAAAAGUGAACUCAUGUGUCACUGCUUACCUCCAGAGAUUGCAUACGCUCCUUCAUUUGGAGUUUUACAGAACUGUAGGCACUUUCUACCUAUUUUGGUACCAAAGGAAAAAAAAGCUUUGUCAUGUUUUUAUGGAAAGAAAUUAUUUUCUAUGGACAGCCUUUAUUAGUCAGUGUAUGUAUGCAAGAACUGUUAAUUUUGUGGGAAAUUUUUGUAAAAACAAUUAAAUGUUCUUAGUGAUUUCUAAUUGAGGGGUGAACUCCAAA
Messenger RNA from Xyrichtys novacula (pearly razorfish), 11601 nucleotides. Lineage: Eukaryota; Metazoa; Chordata; Actinopteri; Labriformes; Labridae. The record is from the annotation of a GenBank genome assembly.